Molecule: messenger RNA, 1750 nt
Organism: Phanerochaete carnosa HHB-10118-sp
Lineage: Eukaryota; Fungi; Basidiomycota; Agaricomycetes; Polyporales; Phanerochaetaceae
Exons: 10
Coding region: 1-1713 (570 amino acids)
Source: RefSeq, a predicted model, not a curated record
AUGAGCUCCAACUCCAAAGAUUGGCAGAAACUGUGCGCCGAGCGCAAGGAGAGACGGCUCCAAUCCAUUCCAAAGGACUGGCUCAUUCAUGCUCCGCCAGAGAGCCAACGGAACGUCCUGAACGUACCGGAGACUUGUGGCCUACUGACGGGCCACGAGCUGGACAUAACUAGUACGACUGACGUCGACACUUUACUGGGAAAGCUCGCGCUUGGCCAAUGGUCGUCUGUGGAGGUCACGACCGCCUUCUACAAACGUGCGAUCGUCGCGCAGCAGCUGACAAACUGCCUGACCGAAAUCUUCGUUGAGAAAGCGCUUGCACGGGCCAAGGAGGUCGAUGAAUAUUUCCAGCAGACCGGAAAGACCAUCGGUCCCCUGCAUGGCCUCCCUAUCUCGCUAAAAGAUCAAUUCUGUAUCAAGGGAAUGGAUACAGUUAUGGGCUACGCCGGCUGGAUAGGCAAGCCUGCCGAGAAGGAUAGCGUGCUGAUCGAGAUUCUCUACGACCUCGGCGCGGUCCCUUUCGUGCGAACUAAUGUGCCGCAGACGCUGUUGUGGGGCGAGACCUACAAUCACGUCUUCGGGCGGACGACGAACCCGUACGACCGGUACAUGACCCCCGGUGGCUCUACUGGUGGCGAGGGAGCCCUGCUCGCCAUGCAUGGCAGUCCCCUCGGUGUUGGCACUGACAUUGGCGGAUCUGUGCGCAUCCCCGCCGCAUUCUGCGGUCUAUACAGCCUCCGGCCAAGCUACGGACGUCUGCCUUAUCAGGGUUGUGUGAAUUCCCAGCUCGGACAAGAGAGUAUUUCGUCCGUCCUCGGUCCAAUGACAAGCUCGCCCUCCGGCGUGCUGCGCUUCACGAAGGCCAUCAUCGAUGCGAAGCCGUGGAACAGCGACCCACUCGCGGUGCGCAAGCCGUGGAGUAGGGAUGAGUAUGAGCUCGGGGAGCAUGGAAAUGGCGUGGGCAUGUGCUUUGCCAUCAUGUGGGAUGACGACAUCGUUAAGCCGCAUCCACCGGUUAUCCGCGCGAUGGAAAUUACCAAGGCCGCGUUGGAAGCUGCUGGGCACAAAGUGAUCAAUUGGGUCCCGCAUCGCCAUGCAGAGAUCUACAAAAACACAGCACAAAUAUUUUUCGCGGAUAGCGGACAUGAUUUCUUCACUGAUUGUGAGCUGUCGGGAGAGCCGCUCAUUCAGACCAUGAGUCCGGCAGAGAACGCACAUGAACUUGUCUUGGACGGGCUGCCUCUUUCCCGGACACUUGUCGAAAAGCCAGCCCAUCUUUCCGCAUAUGAUCUCUGGCAGCUCCACAAUGAGAAGCGCGAGCUGCGAAAAUCAUAUUUGGACCACUGGGAGGCGACGAAGGCCAUCACAGGCACCGGACGCGCCGUGGACGCAAUAAUUAGCCCGGUGUCGCCACAUACCGCCUGUCCUCAUGGCUGCCAUAUUCAUGGAUUCUACACGGUCCUGUGCAAUAACCUCGACCUGACGACGUCCGUGUUUCCGGUCUCAUUCGCCGAUAAGGAUCUCGACAAGAAGCUGCCGCCGCAUGAGUUUAGAAACCAGGAUGACAAGGCAGUGUACCACCUGUACGAUUCCGAACUAUUCCACGGCCUUCCUGUUGGCCUGCAGCUGAUUGGGCGCACUUUGGAGGAGGAAGGUGUUAUUGGUAUGACUGAGGUGAUGGACAAGGCAUUGAAAGCCUACAAGGCCGCGUAGGGAUCAUCUCCAAUGUAAUCGAGAUACAGUAUGCCGU